Molecule: messenger RNA, 1530 nt
Organism: Cynocephalus volans (Philippine flying lemur)
Lineage: Eukaryota; Metazoa; Chordata; Mammalia; Dermoptera; Cynocephalidae
Gene: RAB9A
Product: RAB9A, member RAS oncogene family
Exons: 7
Coding region: 596-1201 (201 amino acids)
Biological process (GO): retrograde transport, endosome to Golgi; Rab protein signal transduction
Cellular component (GO): late endosome; phagocytic vesicle; lysosome
Molecular function (GO): GTPase activity; GTP binding
Source: RefSeq, a predicted model, not a curated record
CCCGCCCCGUCGCCAUGUUCCCUCCGUGCUGAGCCCUAGCAGCGGGAGCUGGAGCCGGGCCGCGCUGUCAUCUUCGCCUCCCGUGCGCCAGGCCCCCGACCCUCCUUCUGUCCUCCCUGCACCCUGACAGGCCGGCCCGAAGCUCCCGGGGCGUCCUCCGUGUGUCCGCGAGUCUCUGGCACCACUGUAAUGGAAAAUCCCUACACUGCUUGUAAUCUCAAAAGCUGUCCGGUGGAGCAAAACUAGAGAGGAAGGAAACCCAGAACUAUCCAGAAGUAGACCUGCUGGGGUGACAAAAGGAGGUGGAGACCCCUGAAGCUUUCAGCCCCUGCCUGUCUCAAGAAGUGUCCACAUGCUAUUGAGUUCUGUGGAUCACGUAUGCAGUCUGGGUCUGAUUGAGGGAGCCCAGGUUUACACGUUGUGCCUCUCACUUACUGAGGAAAAUGAAACUUCCUGAACUCCUAUAACGAGACUGGCACUGUGACGAAACGCUUUUCUACUGGCGUCUGAGUGAAUCUUCUCAACAACCCUAGGAGAUAAUGAUGCUUGAGCUGAAAAAUUAAGGUUUCUGAAGUCAAAGCUCACAAGAUUAAAAAUGGCAGGAAAAUCAUCACUUUUUAAAGUAAUUCUCCUUGGAGAUGGUGGAGUUGGGAAGAGUUCUCUUAUGAACAGAUACGUAACUAAUAAGUUUGAUACCCAGCUCUUCCAUACAAUAGGUGUAGAAUUUUUAAAUAAAGAUUUGGAGGUGGAUGGACAUUUUGUUACCAUGCAAAUUUGGGACACAGCUGGUCAAGAGCGAUUCCGAAGCCUCAGGACACCAUUUUACAGAGGUUCUGACUGUUGCCUGCUUACUUUUAGUGUUGAUGAUUCACAAAGCUUCCAGAACUUGAGUAACUGGAAGAAAGAAUUCAUAUAUUAUGCAGAUGUGAAAGAGCCCGAAAGCUUUCCUUUUGUAAUUUUGGGUAACAAGAUUGACAUAAGCGAACGGCAAGUGUCUGCAGAAGAAGCCCAAGCCUGGUGCAGGGACAACGGCGACCAUCCUUACUUUGAAACAAGUGCAAAAGAUGCCACAAAUGUCGCAGCAGCCUUUGAGGAAGCAGUUCGAAGAAUUCUUGCUACUGAGGAUAGGUCAGAUCACUUGAUUCAUACAGACACGGUCAAUCUUCACCGAAAGCCCAAGCCUAGCUCAUCUUGCUGUUGAUUGUUAAAGAGAUUCUCAUAGCAUUCUAAUCAAUUCACACAUAUACACAAAGUAAACCCGAGGGUGGGUGGAUAAGAGAAUUAGCGUUGAAGCAGUGUAUCAUCUACUAAUAAAAUUAAACUAUAUUGUUGCUUCAUUAGUUGGUGGGAGAAGGGACACAUCCACUCACAGAGGAAUCAUUAUUUACUCAGUAAUGGCACCUUACAUUUACAAAUUGUAACGGCUGUCUAAUAACGUUUCUUUAAAUAUGUAAGUUACACAGCUAAUAAAUGAGACAAACAAGACUUUAAUCAUAAUUAAAACAAAAAACUUGACUAUUCUAGAAGGUA